This is a messenger RNA of Daphnia magna, 968 nucleotides long. RefSeq lists its product as uncharacterized. Bases 278 to 787 code for a protein of 169 amino acids. The transcript has 4 exons. The record is from RefSeq and is a predicted model, not a curated record. NCBI's taxonomy places the organism in Eukaryota, Metazoa, Arthropoda, Branchiopoda, Diplostraca, Daphniidae. Gene Ontology annotation, biological process: regulation of synaptic transmission, cholinergic; positive regulation of voltage-gated potassium channel activity; sleep.
UUCCGACUCGAUUCACUUCUAGCCUCUCUCUCUCUCUCUCUCCUCUCUUCCGUCUCUGCGUCGUGACGUCAUUACAUCAAUAACUGGAGCUUUUUACGUGCUCCUGCUGCUACCUCUCAAACCCUACACUAGGCGGCCAUAGUUUCAACACCUUCAACAACCCUGCCGGAAUAAAAAAAAAAAGGCGAAGCGCGUGCCCGUCUCUUCCAGCGUCGUCGUCGUGUUGGGCAACGUCUCUUCGUUCACUUCCAGCCACCAUCACGCGCAACAAAGAGUCAUGGGUGCGUCUCUCAAGGCCAACAACAACCGCUGCCACUACACCACAGCAGUGUCGUCUCUGUCGUCCUUGGUGGCCUUAUGGCUGAUCCUGAUCAUUAUCUCGCCAACAGCCGAGGGCAGUAUCAGCUGUUACACGUGUUCAUCACGAAACGGCACCAACAUGAGCUGCGAAGAUCCUUUCCAUCCAGCCACGUCCGUUUACGAAACCGGUUGCAUGGUGCCCAAAGAAGGUCACGUGGGCAAAUUUCCGGCCAAUUUCUGCGUUAAGGUCGUCGGCACGGUCUAUGGCACCAGAGAAAAGCUAGUCAUCCGCACAUGCACCCUGGAAAACAUGGAGAAUCAGUGCGGAGAAUUUAAAUACGAACACGAAAGUCUGGCCGGAUGCAUUUUGACUUGCCAGAGCGACGGAUGCAAUCCGGCGACCAACUUGAUGCCAAUCUUGUCGUCAGUCUCGUUCUUCCUAAUCUACAGCGCAAUAAUGCUACUAGCCAACGCAUCAACAGUUUGAUGAAAUUAACUUCCUCGUUCGUACAAUUUAUUCUAAGUCAUAUCUGUCUUUCUCCUGCGUUUUUUGAUCAAAAAAUUUUUUUUAAUUAUUAUUAUUCAACUGUAUUGAAUUAAUUAUUGAAAAAAUAAGAAGAAGAAUGGCCGCUUUUCCGAUUAGUAUUAUAAUAAAUUUGUUCGAACCA